GACAACCCCAAAGGGAUCGUGGAUCUGUGUCCCAGUUUGGAGCGGGCCCUGCUCGUGUUCCCGGGGCACAAGUGCGGCAGCCUGCAGCUGGUGGACCUGGGCUCGGCCAAGCCGGGCACGUCGUCGGCGCCGGUGACGAUCAACGCGCACCAGAGCGAGGUGGGCUGUGCUGCCCUGAGCCCCCCGGGCAGCCUGGUGGCCUCGGCCUCGCGCCGCGGGACCCUCAUCCGGCACACACGGGGGGUGGGCAGGGGGCCCGAGCCCCCCGAGCCCCCUGACACCCCCCGUGCCCCCCGUGCCAGGCUGGCGCGCGUGGGCAAGGUGGGCCCCGUGCUGGGCCCCUACGUGGAGUCCCAGUGGUCCCUGGCGAGCUUCACCAUCCCGGCCGAGGCGCCCGGGGUGUGCGCCUUCGGCAGGGCCGGCCGCAGCCCCAGCUCUGUCAUUGGGCCGGCCGCAGCCCCAGCUCCGUCAUUGGGCCGGCCGCAGCCCCAGCUCCGUCAUCGGGCCGGCCGCAGCCCCAGCUCCGUCAUCG
Passer montanus (Eurasian tree sparrow) is the source of this 532-nucleotide messenger RNA. Its product is annotated as WD repeat domain phosphoinositide-interacting protein 4-like. Gene Ontology annotation, cellular component: cytosol; phagophore assembly site membrane; extrinsic component of membrane. Gene Ontology annotation, molecular function: phosphatidylinositol-3-phosphate binding; phosphatidylinositol-3,5-bisphosphate binding; protein binding. Gene Ontology annotation, biological process: nucleophagy; autophagy of mitochondrion; protein lipidation. Lineage: Eukaryota; Metazoa; Chordata; Aves; Passeriformes; Passeridae. The record is from RefSeq and is a predicted model, not a curated record.